GCGGCUGGCGGGGAGCAGCAGCUGGGCAGCCCCGGAGCCCUCGGAGGACAAUGCGCCCAGCGCUCGGCAACCCUCGCUGCGUCUCGUCGUCGUCCGGCUCCUUCCCCCCGCCCCCCGCCGCCGCCCGGCUGCAGCCCCUCUUCCUCCGGGGGGGCUCCUCCCGCGGCCGGAGAGGCUCGGGAGACAGCAGCACCAGCACCAGCACCAGCCGGGCGGGAGGCGGCGGCAGACGCGGCGGGGGCGGCUCGGCGAGCAGCAGCACGGGCGCGGAGCGAGAGGACGACGACGAGAGCCUCAGCAUCAGCAAGCCGCUGGUGCCGGCCGCCGCCGCCGCGCUCCCGGGGCCCCCGGGUCAGGGGGGCGCCCCAGCCGCCGACCCCGCGCCCGCCGCCUUCUCCUCCUCAGCCGCCACCUCCUCCUCCUCCUCCACGCCCACCUCCUGCAGCAUGACCGCCGGGGACUUCGGCGGGGCUGCUGCGGCGGGGGCCGUCGGGGGGCCCGGGGGCCGCUCGGCGGGGGUCCCGGGCGGCCCGGGCGCGGGCAGCGGCGGCUCCUGCUGCUCGUGCUGCUGCUGCUGCUGCCGCCCGGCCCGGCCCGGCCGCAGGGGUCGGCGCCGCUGCUGCGCCCCCAGCCCGGGGUGCCGCUGGGGCUACCAGGCGCUGUCCGUGGUGCUGCUGCUGGCGCAGGGCGGCCUGCUGGACCUGUACCUCAUCGCCGUCACCGACCUGUACUGGUGCUCCUGGAUCGCCACCGAUCUGGUGGUGGUGGUGGGCUGGGCCAUCUUCUUCGCCAAGAACAGCCGGGGCCGUCGGGGCGGCGCCCACAGCCACCACCAGCACCACCACCACGCCGCGCCGCCCCUGCACCUGCCGGCUGCCUCUGCCGGCCCCGCUGGGGCCAAGGCGCGCGGCGGCCGCGGGGGCGCGGGGGGCGGCCUGGCGGCUGCCGGGGCGACCGGCGAGUUCGCCUUCGCCUACCUGGCCUGGCUCAUCUACUCCAUCGCCUUCACGCCCAAGGUGGUGCUUAUCCUGGGCACGUCCAUCCUAGACCUCAUAGAGCUGCGCGCGCCCUUCGGCACCACCGGCUUCCGCCUCACCAUGGCGCUGUCGGUGCCCCUGCUCUACAGCCUGGUGCGGGCCAUCAGCGAGGCGGGCGGCCCGCCCGGCUCGGCCGGACCCCUGCUGCUGCAGCCCCAGCGGCACCGCGCCGCCGGCUGCUUCCUGGGCACGUGUCUGGACCUGCUCGACAGCUUCACCCUGGUGGAGCUGACGCUGGAGGGCCGCGUGCCGCUGCCCGCGCACCUGCGCUACCUGCUCAUCGCCGUCUACUUCCUCACGCUCGCCUCGCCGGUGCUCUGGCUCUACGAGCUCAACGCCUCGUCCUGGGGCCAGGCCUCGGGGCCCGGCAGCUGCAGCCGCCUCCUGCGCCUGCUGGGCGGCUGCCUGGUGGACGUGCCCUUGCUGGCCCUGCGCUGCCUCCUGGUGGUGAGCUACCAGCAGCCCCUCUCCGUCUUCAUGCUCAAGAACCUCUUCUUCCUCGGCUGCCGUGGCCUGGAGGCCCUGGAGGGCUGCUGGGACCAGGGCAGCCGGGCCUCCCUCAGUCGGGCCAGAGCGGGCUACGGCGCCCCGCCCUCCGCCCCGCCGCCACCUCCGCCUCCGCCUCAGGGAGGCUCCCAGCUGGGCCACUGCAUCUCGGAGAACGAGGGGGGCGCCCAUGGCUACGUCAAUACUCUGGCGGUGGCCUCCCAGAAUUGACGGGAGAAGAGCAGGGGCUGUGCUUCUGGGUUAGGAGGGCCCAGCUUCCUUGUCCUUUGACCUCUCUCACCCAGAUUUGAUCAGGCUCUGUUUAGAAGGGGUCGCUGUUAAUAGGGCUAAGGGCCCAUGUGUCCUUCUGCACUCCUCGGGUGCCGGCAGCAUGGAGGAGACCAGGUGAGGGAGGUCGGUCCACUUACCCUGCUCUCCCUUCUCCAUGCCCUGCCCCAGGCCCAGCCUCCAAAGGGCUGGCACCUCUGCUUCUUUCUUUUCCCACCUCCACCCUAAUUCCCACCCAUUGGGGGAAGAAUGGAGGAAAGAGGUGCCCAGGCAGGGGUGCUGGGCCUUGGGCUGCUGCCCUGCUGGGAAGUGCUGGCCUCAUUCAGGCUGUGGUUAGAGGCCAUUGUCCCACACCUUGAAAUUGACCCAGAACCCACUCUUCUCCUGAUGUGUCUGUUGGAUUUCUUCAGGGUGGUAGACGCGAAGUGUCUGUCUCUGUGAGUGUGCAGUGUUGUUUUCUUGUGUCUACCCCCGCAAUGGGUAGGAGAGCUGAGGGGGCCAUUUGCCCCCCCCUCCUCUUUUCUGCCUGAAGUUGUGACCAUGAAUUCCCAGGAAAAGCGGGGCCCCUGGGAGAAGCUCAUCCAGGAGCUUUCUCCAUCCUGCUCCUCUCUCUCAGCUGGAGGGAGGAGGGCCCAUUCUCUAAGGACCAAACUGCACCCUUUCUUGGGUGAGUGAGCAUUUCUACCUCUGUGCUUUCAACUUUUGUUGCAUCACGCACUGACGCUGCUUGCAAAACAUAAAGACAAAAUACUCAGCAGUUGCAUUCAACAUGGCACUGGAGCCAGCUGGGUUUGGUGCCAGUGUUCUUACAGGGUCUCUGGAGUAUCAGCCAUUGGCUCGCCCGCCUUCUGUUCUUCCCCUGCACCCAGGACAGUUGUUCCCAUGGUUUGUUGCUGGCUUGGCCAGAUCUUGGCUGAGAGCAACAGGUUUGGUGGCGUUCCAGGAUGGACAUGAAGUUGGGCUUCCCAUAGGCCCAGGGGAGUAGGAAGCCCAAUUUCCCAUGUCCUUCCUCUAGGAAGCCUGCUGUAGGUCAGAAAAGGUAGUGGUGACCUUUCUCCUCUGUUCUGGCUAAGGGCCUCACUAGGGACAGGCAGGCGGUGGGACCUUCCCCCGCAAUCCCUUCCCCAGUGUUCCCCUUGUAGUGGGUGCUGACAGGAGACACCCAGCAGUUGCGUCCUUACUGUCUUGGGACAUCACUCGGCAUCUCUGAAGCAGGAUAACUACUUUCAGGGAGCUAAGCGUGUAGGAGGACUGUGGGGAGCAAGGCCAGGAAACACUCACUCUCUUCCAGCCUCAGUAGGAGGGGGUGGAGGUGAAACGCUAAGAGCUUUUUGCCCCUUCUCCCUUCAUAUCUUUGGAAGGUUUCAUGUGGUGUAAUAAACCCUGGACAAGCCACCAGAAGGUGUGGAUUCGAGUUAGUUCCGACUCUGUCAUUCACUAGCUUUCUUUAUUCUGUUUUUGAGACAGAGUCUUUCAUUCCAUUGCCCCGGGUAGAGUGCGGUGGUGUCAUCACAGCUCAC
This is a messenger RNA of Microcebus murinus (gray mouse lemur), 3331 nucleotides long. It is a transcript of the gene TMEM121B, whose product is annotated as transmembrane protein 121B. The record is from RefSeq and is a predicted model, not a curated record. NCBI's taxonomy places the organism in Eukaryota, Metazoa, Chordata, Mammalia, Primates, Cheirogaleidae.